GCCUCCAGGAGGCUCCGCCCCUGCGCCAGCCGUUGCUAGGCGGCAGGAAAGCGCCAGCUCCGUGUGGGCGACACGCGGGGGCGCGAGGAGGGAGGUGCCGGGCACCGCGCCGCGCUGGGAAUCGGCCUUCGCUGCCGCGAUUGGGCGCCCAGCGACUUGGGCUGGGAAUCCUCUGCUCCGAGGACGCCGGGCGGGGGCGCUCGACGGGUAUCGAGCUGCUUCGAAAGUCUCAUGGCCGGAAGUCGCCGACCUCUGGGGCCUGGAUUUAUCUCACAAAAGAGUACUUCGUCAGGAAAAUGAAGCACUGGAAGUGCUUCUCAAAGGCAUCAGUUACUGAUGUUCUGAAACCAGAUAAGCCAUGCUCAGGAAAAGACCACAAAGUGCAUUUGUCAAAUACUGUGAAGGGAACGGCAGUACAACAAACUAAUAAAGAUAUUUCAGCCCAAAGGAUACAGAGAGCUUGGUUAUCUCAUAUGGACAAAACAAUAUUUCAACUCCUAAAGCACACGAUUCGUGCAGCAGAACUUCGUGUGACACAUCAAAUACUGAAGGAAGUGAGCCCCUUAGAGGCUGAGCUUGUGAAAGAUCCUAGCAUGAAGUGUAAAGUUAGAUUCAGAUUUAGUGGUGAAACAUUUCCACCUGUCAUCGUAUUUAAAAUUUUUCUUCAUACCGAAGGACAUGGUUACAACUAUUUCAGUGGAAAAAAGUUCUUAAAGCCAUCGAGUGAGGCAGUGGCCGAUGCUUGCAAAAUAAUGGGGAAAAGGAGAUUUUGUCAUCAAGUUAUGGAAGAGGAACGUUUUUUCCAGAAGUUCAAAAUAACUGAUGAAAUUGAUAUUGUCACCCUGCAAGAUUACAUGCAAUACUCCAGUCUUCUGGAUGAGACUCCUGCAUCCUAUGGUGGCAGAAAUAACUACUGGCGAAAAUUAAACCUCAAAAACAUCCCCAGGACGAUGAUAAUAUAUGACAUAGUUCAUUAUGCAGAGUCUGGAAUAAUCUCACACCGUCUACAAAAAGAAAUGAAGUAUCUGUUACAGAAGCCACAAACGGAAGAGAUGCGUAAGCACCAGCUACGGAUUGUUUCUGAAGUUAGAUGUCCUUCAUCCUUUCCAACUAUCCAACCUUCGUAUGGGCCCUACCAACAGCAGAGUCAAAUUCAACAUCUGGGUCGUCGAUCUAGGCAAGCUCAAAUGAAAGUUGAAAAAAUGAAAAAAGCUUACAAGAUGGCUAAAGAAAAAAAUGCUUCUGUGGGGACUGAACCACAGACAGAUACAUCACGUACAAAGCAAAAAAAGACAGUCAUCUUCUCCUCCCCAUCUUCUGACAUCAUGAAAGUUGAACCCAUGUCAGAUGAGGAAUUGAAAAAAGAAGAAAAGGAAUUAUUUGCCUGGUGUCAAGGCUUGUGUAUUAAUAGUUCUCCAUCAUAUUAAUGCACAGCUAACUGAUAGAAACCCAAAUCAUUUAACAAUGUGCUUGUCUUGCUAAUAUGAGUAUUAAAGGACAAUGAAAUGUCCACAAGCCCUCAGGAUGCUCUCUUAACCAAAUAAAUGUGUGACCGAUUCUUAAGCCCUUUUUGUAUUACUAGAAGUACAAAUAUUUUUUACUGACAAAAUUUUAAUCUGAAUAAAUUAUUUCUAGUAGAUGCCCUCGAACUAUCUGUAUACAGUUUGAGUCAAGAAAUGAUGUACAAAUUAGUCCCUGGAAUUUUUAUUCAAUUUUGAUUUUCCUUCAUUUUUGAAAGAAAAGCAUCUGAACAGGUCAUGCUUAGCAUAAAUAUCAGAAUUCACAGAAUAAAAGGUUGCUCUUGAGUCAGCUUCCAGUUCCUUUUUUUUUUUUAAACUGGCAUGUUGUCUUCACAGAGCACCUU
Messenger RNA from Prionailurus viverrinus (fishing cat), 1864 nucleotides. It is a transcript of the gene CXHXorf58, whose product is annotated as chromosome X CXorf58 homolog. The record is from RefSeq and is a predicted model, not a curated record. The transcript is spliced from 9 exons. Lineage: Eukaryota; Metazoa; Chordata; Mammalia; Carnivora; Felidae. The coding region runs from base 297 to 1427 and encodes 376 amino acids.